Messenger RNA from Acanthoscelides obtectus, 600 nucleotides. NCBI's taxonomy places the organism in Eukaryota, Metazoa, Arthropoda, Insecta, Coleoptera, Chrysomelidae. The record is from the annotation of a GenBank genome assembly.
AGCGGCGCACCCGGCGUCUCGCUAUUGGCCGGCAACCGUAUUGUUGUCAGUGACCUCCAACUUCGAAAUGCGAUGAACUCGCAAGUUCGCUAAAUCGCCCUCCCCCCUUGCCGCGCAACAGCCGGUUGUUGCCCUUCAGGUAAUAUUUACUAUACGACCGACGCCGCACUCAGUAUCUGCUGGGACUUUCACUAUCGUCAGUUCUCUGGCUGCUCUUGGACUUGAGCGGUAGUCAGUGUCAAUGCGUGCACGUGCACCGGCAGUAGUUCUUCGCUAGAAGCUCCAUCCAUGUUCGAAUAGUUCGCUUGGUGGUCGUUCGCGUCGUAUGUGAUCCGAACUAGUGUUAGCGAGAUGAUCCUGUCGCCGGACAGUAGUGUGCAUAUUGUGCAGUAUCCCGAGUCGACGACUAACGUGGAUUUUGCCAGGAUGUCGCCGCCUCAAAAGGAACCUGCACUCAACUUAGAAUUCGAUGGUACAACUGUAUUAUGCAGAGUGUGUGGAGAUAAAGCCUCAGGAUUCCACUAUGGAGUCCAUUCUUGCGAAGGUUGCAAGGUAAGUAUUGAUACACUGCUCAUAACAACAGUUUACUGGAUGAAGUAA